Messenger RNA from Empidonax traillii (willow flycatcher), 3309 nucleotides. RefSeq names its product syntrophin gamma 1 (gene SNTG1). NCBI's taxonomy places the organism in Eukaryota, Metazoa, Chordata, Aves, Passeriformes, Tyrannidae. The transcript is spliced from 19 exons. The coding region runs from base 441 to 2141 and encodes 566 amino acids. Gene Ontology annotation, cellular component: dystrophin-associated glycoprotein complex; intracellular anatomical structure. Gene Ontology annotation, molecular function: structural molecule activity; protein binding. The record is from RefSeq and is a predicted model, not a curated record.
GCCGCUCGCCGCCGCGGAGGGGCGGCGCUGCCUCCCCGCACUCCCCCACCCGGCGCCCCCGCUUCGUCUCUGGCAAGGGCGCGGGGACCCCCACGCUCCCCCCUCGGCGCGGCGGCGGAGUUGGAGCCCGCGGCGGCGGCUGGGGCUGGGGUGCGAUGCCGUGUUAGCCGGCGGCCCGCCCCGAGGUAGCGCCGGCGGGAAGGAUCGCGAGUUGCCGGGGCUGUGGCUGGCACCAUGGGCACCGGGCGGGGGGGCGAGGCGGCCGGGCUCCCUGCGCUCCUCGGCUAAGCCCGGGGAUGUGCCGGCGCCCGGUGGAAUUAUUUUGGAACUAGCGCGGAGCGGUGGGAGGAGGGCGAGCGGCACAGCGUUUCACCAGCUGCGAGGAGGUCGUCCGGCGGUGCUGUAUAGGCAAACAAAUAUCACUUGCUGUGUCAUAGCACAUGGAUUUCAGGACCACCUGUGAAGAGACAAAGACAGGGGUUUGUUUGCUGCAGGAUGGUAACCAGGAGCCUUUCAAAGUGCGACUGCACUUAGCCAAAGAUAUCUUGAUGAUCCAGGAGCAGGAUGUGAUCUGUGUGUCUGGUGAGCCUUUCUAUUCUGGUGAAAGAACAGUAACUAUCAGAAGACAAACUGUAGGAGGAUUUGGAUUAAGUAUAAAGGGUGGAGCUGAACAUAAUAUUCCAGUGGUCAUUUCUAAGAUUUCCAAAGAACAAAGAGCUGAACUUUCAGGUUUACUCUUUAUAGGAGAUGCAAUUCUACAGAUUAAUGGAAUUAAUGUGAGAAAAUGCAGGCAUGAAGAAGUGUUUGUUCGGUGGAGAAGGAAGAGGAAAGGAGAAUGGACUCUAUGUAAUUUUUCAAUAGUAUCCAGUGUUGGCCUGUUCCAGCCAGAUACAUGGAGGUUUCCAGAUGGCCCAUCCCAUACUUCUCAACCAGUAGUAUGGUACAGUAUGGUUCAAGUCCUUCGCAACGCAGGGGAAGAAGUGACCCUAACUGUGUCCUUUCUGAAAAGAGCACCUGCUUUUCUCAAACUGCCGCUGAAUGAAGAUUGUGCAUGUGCCCCCAGUGAUCAAAGCAGUGGCACGUCCUCUCCCCUUUGUGACAGUGGUUUGCAUCUCAACUACCACCCCAACAACACGGAUACAUUAUCAUGUUCCUCAUGGCCAGCAUCCCCAGGACUUAGGUGGGAAAAAAGGUGGUGUGAUCUCCGAUUAAUUCCACUUCUUCAUUCACGAUUUUCCCAGUACCUUCCGGGAUCAGAUUUGUGCAGGCAAAAUGCGUUCCAAGUAAUUGCUGUGGAUGGGGUUUGCAGUGGAAUAAUUCAGUGUCUCUCUGCUGAAGACUGUAUUGACUGGCUACAAGCAAUAGCAAGUAACAUUUCGAACCUCACAAAGCACAAUAUUAAAAAAAUCAACAGGAAUUUUCCCGUAAACCAGCAGAUAGUCUACAUGGGUUGGACAGAGGAACGGGAACAGGACUCCCUUCAGGAUCGAAUGUACACACCAAAGUUUCUAGCACUGAGAGGAUCUUCCCUCUAUAAAUUUAUAGCACCACCAGUCACAACCUGGGAUUGGACACGAGCUGAGAAAACAUUUUCAGUUUAUGAGAUAAUGUGCAAAAUUCUCAAGGACAGUGAUCUACUGGACCGGCGGAAACAUUGCUUCAGUGUCCAGUCUGAAUCUGGAGAAGAUCUUUACUUUUCUGUGGAGCUAGAGUCUGACCUAACACUAUGGGAAAAAGCCUUCCAAACAGCAACUUUUUUAGAAGUUGAACGGAUACAGUGCAAGACAUAUGCGUGUGUUUUGGAGAGUCAUCUUAUGGGACUUACCAUUGACUUUAGCAUGGGCUUUGUUUGUUUUGAUGCUGCCACAAAGGCUGUGCUUUGGAGGUACAAGUUUUCCCAGCUCAAAGGUUCUUCAGAUGAUGGGAAGAGCAAAAUCAAGUUUUUGUUCCAAAACCAAGAUACUAAACAAAUUGAAGCAAAGGAGCUGGAGUUUUCCAACCUGUUUGCAGUCCUUCACUGUAUCCACUCAUUCUUUGCAGCCAAAGUGGCUUGUUUGGACCCUUUGUUUGUAGGCAGCCAAGCCACAGCUUCUGCUCUUCCCACAACUUCUGGUACUGGCAAAUUAAAGUAUACUACUUGACAUCUCAUAUGACAGCACUGCCACUUAACAAGGAGAGAUAACAAUGUAUAAAUAUUCAUAAGAUUUAGACCUUUGGUGAACCAUGUACGUGGAAACCAAUCCUGGAGGCAAGACAUCUUGCAGCAUCAGCAGAUAAAUGGUCACGUGGGAUCAUAAUUUCAUCUCGGUUCUGCAAGACAUCAGUAAAUAAUACUAGUCAAAACCCCAGAAUAGGAUGGAUAUGCUUUUAGUAUUAUCUAUUUGUACUUACAUAGUGCUUUAAACAACACUGGAAGCAAAGGAAUAAAUGAUGAAAUGAAGCACUUGAGUAUUUAAUAAAAUUUUCAAAUUGCUGUAAUAAUACACAAAAAGAAUUGUCAUUUUCCUGUUUUCAGAUGUUUUUUAUGACAAUAUACUAAACUCUGAGUAUGAACAUAAUGCCCUAUCAUUAUAUUAUAAAUGAGAGCAAGCAGCAAGCAUAUAAUACAUGGUGACAAGGAGAUAAGCAUGAAAAGUCAUUUGUGUAAGUAUCUCCUCAAAUAAGAAAGCACUUUAAGCACUGCUGUAAAUCCAUACUUGUGUCCAUACAUGGGGUCAGGCUACUUUUUCCAUUAUGUUCUCUUAGUCUAACAGUAACAACAACAAAGACAUAGCCAUACUGGAGUGAAAAAUUAAAACAAAACCAAAAAAAACAAGCCACAAAAAGCAACACAGUUUUCCAUGGGUAAGACCUUCUUCUUCAAGUAAAAAUAAUGGCAUAUGAAUUUAAUUUUAAUGACAAAUUAAGUGCAAGUACAAGAAAUAUCACUAGCUAUUCACUUCCUCCUUUUUUUGGUAAAGAAUACUGCAAAUCUAACAGUCAUUGUUCACAAGAUUUUGAAUUUGUUUCAGAGACAACCCACUUCAUAUGUUGUUUCCAUGGUUAACCUUGAUUUCACAUCACAAGUAGGAUAUCUGCUCCACUCAAGCUCUCAAGAAAUAGACAUUUUACAUUAUUGUUGAAAAAAUAGUUCACUCUUUGAAUUCUUAAUAGUUUAUAUUUUAUAGAUCUAUAUUGCUAGUAAAAAAAUGGAAUAAUUUAAAUAAGCUGUAAUGAAUAGAUUACAACAUGGAUAAUUUCUUUGUCUUUUAAGGCCAUUACAUCACUCUGGACCAUGUGGUAGUUUGGGAGUAUCAUUUAAAGCUGAAA